AGAUGAUAAAAUCUCUUAUAAAUUUUAAUUUUUUCAUAGAAAAAUUUCUAACCUGGGUUAUAGGAAUUCGAAUAUUAUACCGUAAUCUUACGCAAUUUCACGAGAGAAAAAAAUAAUUAAAAUUAAUAACAAGUGAUAAUUAAAAAUAAUUAUGCUGUUGAAUCGAUUGGGCUCAUUGACUUGUCAAUUGGCACGAAGGAAUCUAUUACAGAGAGUGAUUGCUCGAAGUAAUACUCAAAAUACUCAAGCAAGUAAAAAUAAAAAUAAGAAGGAUGAUGAUGACGACGAUGAGAUAGAUCAGCCAAUUCAAUACUCAACAUCACCAGCGGCAGAAUGGCAAGCGCGGUACAGUCAACAAGGUGCCAAUAGAGAUAAUUGGCCUUGGUAUCAACCACACAUUAUUGCUGCUAGUACUUUUACAUUUUUAAUUUACUUUGUUUAUCUAAGAGAAGCCAAUGACAUCGAUGAGAUAUUUGAGAAAGAGUUAGGUGAUCACUUUCCUGAGCUCAGAGAAGCAGAUAUCGCUAGAAGAGUUGCACCGGAUAUUGUUACCAAAAGAGUUUCAUAAUGUAGUUUAUUUUUUAUUCAAAUAAAUUAAGUCUUAUGUUAUUAAUAUACAUA
This is a messenger RNA of Microplitis mediator, 621 nucleotides long. RefSeq lists its product as uncharacterized. NCBI's taxonomy places the organism in Eukaryota, Metazoa, Arthropoda, Insecta, Hymenoptera, Braconidae. The record is from RefSeq and is a predicted model, not a curated record. The coding region runs from base 152 to 568 and encodes 138 amino acids. The transcript has 2 exons.